AGCCGGUCCGCAGGGCAGGCGGAAGUAGCGCAGGCGAGGUAGCCCCCGCAGGGAAAGUGCCGCGCGGUGCUUGCAGAGCCGGGUCGUGGCUCAUGCGCCUUGGCCCAAGAUGCCGCGUUUCGCUCUGACCGUCAUCCGCCAUGGCGAAACAAGACUUAAUAAGGAGAAAAUCAUUCAAGGGCAAGGAGUGGACGAGCCCCUCUCUGAGACUGGGUUUAAGCAAGCGGCUGCCACUGGUCAGUUUCUGAACGGUGUGCACUUCACGCACGCUUUCUGCAGCGACCUCACGAGGACCAAGCAGACCAUACAUGGCAUUUUGGAGAAAAACAGAUUUUGCAAAGACAUGGCAGUGAAGUGUGACCCCAGACUUCGAGAAAGGAAGUACGGGGUCGCAGAAGGCAAGCCUCUGAGCGAGCUUCGGGCCAUGGCCAAAGCUGCUGGGGAGGAGUGUCCCGUGUUCACCCCACCCGGAGGAGAGACGAUGGAGCAGGUAAAAAUGCGUGGAAAGGAUUUCUUUGACUUUAUUUGUCAGCUAAUCCUGGGCAAGACAGGCCAGAGAGAAAGCUUCCCCAGAACUCCAGGCAUCUCUUUGGAGAGCUGUUUGGCGGAGGUUUUCCCUGUAGGAAAACGUGGCAGCUUGGAGCUGCAUCCCGAUGGAGUCGCCCCGGAUUUAGCAGCCAGCAUCUUAGUUGUGAGCCACGGAGGUUACAUGAAAAGUCUCUUUGGUUAUCUCCUGAGUGACCUCAAAUGCUCAUUGCCAGCAACACUAGGCAAAGCUGAACUUUCGUCAGUCAGCGCCAAUACGGGAAUUAGUGUCUUCAUCGUGGACUGCGAGGAAGGGCGCAAACCAGCAAUUCAGUGUGUCUGUAUGAACCUCCAGGAGCAUCUGAAUGGAGUGACUGAAAAACACUGAGGUUAAAACCCUUCCACCCUGGAGCUUCUGAAGGGAGUGCCUUGGCCUGUUGUGUUUGCAUCCACUGCUCCUGUCAUUUCAGAAGCAGUUAAGAAUCCAUGUGCUAAAGCCCCACUGGGGUUCUGGCUUUAUCAGACGGUAGUGGAAAGCCACCCAGAAUCAACCGGUUUUUCUGAGUGCACUCGCCGUUUUCUACAGUAAUUUUGUCACCGUUCCAUUAUGUGUCUGAAUUAUUAAUUUAUGAGGACAUUCAGUGUUGCACAUUGCACAUAGGGGGAAUAAUAGCCUUUUUUUCUACAGUCUUCCUUUCAAUGACCUUUUGGUUGUCUAGCUGACGGUAUUGGCUUUUGAAAGUGACUGUGUGCUUUUUCACUAGCUAAUCAAGUGCUUGCAAGAAAGAAUGGUUUGAAUAAUUCACUGCAUAUUUGCAGUGAUUUUUGUCAGCGUCCAAAGUCCUUCAAACUGAGUCUUCUUCCUGUCACCAGUAUGUGUAAAAGUGAAAUGACAAAGCACUAAAGUAUCUUCCUGUGGAAAUCGGCUCUUGGGAUCUUUUUUAUCCUAAAGGCCUCAAGAUACAGAUGAGGGACUGGAGGGCUGGAUCAGCAGUUAAGAGUACUUCCUGUUCACACAGAGGACCCCAGUUUGGUCCCAUUUCCCAUGCUGGGCAGCUCACUGCUGCCUGAAACUCCAGCACCAGAGAACCAGUGCCCCCUUCUGGCUUCUUCAGGUUACCUGCGCACACAUGCACACAAAAAAAUAAUCAAAUCAGCCUGGGGGGAAGAAACGAACAUACCACCUGAUCAAAACACAUUAAGGAACCUCUGAGCAGAUGGCAAAAGCAACUUUCCAGGCAAACCAAUAAAGAGCAAACCUCAAAUCAUCCUCGCUUCGAAACCACCCUAAGCGUAAAGACUUCCUGGUUUUGGGGCGUUCCCUAAAGUAACCAGUGACCAGCAUCCAGAAGAGGUAUCCAGAAGGAGCAGAUGAAUUGGCCUCCUUUCCUCCAGGUGGCGCCAUAGGAAAGGGAUUUUGAUUGCCACUCAGGAAUCCUUAACUGAACUGAAAAUGCCAGGCUCACCUCACGGUCUCAGGGAGAGGAAUCAGAUGGGAAAAACCUAACACUGCACCCAUCUGUGGAGGAGUCUGACAGGGACAGCCGGUGGGAUGGGGUGCUUAUUGAACAAGUAGGUGUCAAACCCAAGAAACCUAGCGGAGACAAUGCAGUCCACCUGCAAAGGAAGGCACAGGUCAAGGCUUGCCACAACCCAGCAAUAAAGCACUAGGUCCUUCCUAGACCAGGGUUUUACUUGAGACCCCAAAUGCACGUGAACAAAAACAUUGCCAACAUCACGAGUCCAGAGUGUGGCUGUGUUCCAAGAAACUCCAGGGCACGAUUAAGGAGGCUGCAGAAAAGUUACCCUAUCGGAGACAAAGAACUUCAGCUCGUGUUAGCAUUUGGGGCAAGAAUUGCCACAGGAGACUUCAUUCAAGCCCAAGGUGGGUUUUGCUUCUAUUCCCGCAUCUGAGGUUCCCCCUCAACCCACCUCAAGCCUCUGGUAGCAGGUGUGUGGUUCAGAAAACAGUUAUGACAGGGAAUGUGUUGGGCUGGAUUCAUUCAGUUUUACACUUGUCCGACCUGAGCCCCUGGUGCUUCCCUGGCAGCGAUUUCCUCAUACCAGGCUGCAUUUUCCUAUCCCUAAGAUUAGAAGAUAACACGUUACAUUUUGAAAAUGUUAAAAGGAAUUUUAAAAAACUAUAAAAAUCAACAGAAAAAAAAAAACAUAUAAUGGAUAAGCUACCCCAAAGCAGUGUCCAAAGUGUUUCUUUGCUCCAAGAUCGGGUGAGAAGAAACGGUUUCUUUGCCUUCUCAGUAUUAGCCAAAAAAAAAAAACAACCCCAAUUUUCAGAAGUCAUCCUUCUUGUCUCCCCCUGGACAAGCUACCUGAGACGGACUAGCAGACAUCUUGGUACCUGCUGAGCUGCAGCGGUCCUAACCAUCUCCAGCGCCUCCAGGCAGAUUUAGUCACGUUUGCAUAUAUAGGGCUGUUACAAAGAUGAUUCUUAGCAAUUUUGGGUAUGAAAAACAUCAAGUAAAAAGUUGAAAGUUCCCCUCUCCCCACCUUCCAUCUUAUUCUCUUACCAAAAUCUUUUCUUAGUGUUUAAGGAAGUCUGCCUCUGAAUGAUGCGUUGCACAUGUCGGUUGUGAGUGACCAUCUUGAUGACCGCAUGGCUCUCUCAUCACAGGGCUGAGUGUUCAGUGAAGUCCGCCUUCCCAUGAGGUCAGCGUUUUCCUUUGACAGUCUUUUACAGUCUACACCGACUGUAAAAGUUCAGUAUUCACACCACCUACCCACUUUUUCUGCCAGUGCUGGACUUCAGUGCAGCCCAGCAGAGGGCACUUCAGUGAGUUCUCCGGUUCUUUCCUCUUUCCCCAGAGUGUGUGAGGGGGCAGUAUUGUGGUGAUGCCUUUCAAAUGUACAUAAAUACCCAGCCAUCUGUAUUCUUCAUUUUACACAUUGUUUGGGACGUUAUUUACCUGGGAAUGUACGGAUUUAUUUAAUUGUAACCACUAUUCUGUUGACUAAAUAAAGCACCUUUUGUUUA
Messenger RNA from Meriones unguiculatus (Mongolian gerbil), 3517 nucleotides. RefSeq names its product TP53 induced glycolysis regulatory phosphatase (gene Tigar). Lineage: Eukaryota; Metazoa; Chordata; Mammalia; Rodentia; Muridae. The record is from RefSeq and is a predicted model, not a curated record. The coding region runs from base 110 to 913 and encodes 267 amino acids. Gene Ontology annotation, biological process: fructose 2,6-bisphosphate metabolic process; negative regulation of glycolytic process; negative regulation of programmed cell death. Gene Ontology annotation, molecular function: fructose-2,6-bisphosphate 2-phosphatase activity. Gene Ontology annotation, cellular component: cytosol. The transcript is spliced from 6 exons.